GCAACCGAUUCUUUUUAGUCGUUGCACGGAAGCCCUUGCUGGUUUCCAGUGGCAACGCGGAUUGGUUGUUGCGGCUACCUUAAAUAAAGAUACUCCGCACAAUGACAAGUGAAACUGAGCCAAGUGAAAGACAAAAUGUGUCUAGAAACUAUGAAGAUGAGUCUUUUGAGUCAUGGCCAAGUUCCAACAGCAGCACCACUGUGAAAUAUCCUGGAGACUCGCUUGAUCCCUGCUCUGUUGAAUCUGGAAGGGCAGAGAGUUACAGCAGCAGCGAGUCAUUUGAAUCAUACUGCUCUCAUGAGGAGUUCAGUCCACAGACUGAGAGUAGACCAGCUUCUUCUGUAAAGGAAUACCAAGAUGAGGAGUUUGAGUCCUGUGACGAUGCAGGGAUCACAGCAGAGGAAGAGCUUGCAGAAAAAUGGAUGCGAGUUCUGAAGAAUAAAGACUCCUUUUCGACUGUGAGCCAGGCAAGGAGAUCAAACGCUCCUCCCCAAAGAGAUGUUCUGGAGUUUUGCUCGGAAGAGUCGAAAGCUAUGAAAUCUUAUUGCAGGGAGAAGAUCAGAAAAAUGGGAUGUUGGCAGAAACAAUCCGAGUGCUGCAGGCCCAGGGAGCAGCAGCAGUCUCUACCAGGUUCAGAGCAGCGAGAGACAACAUUAAACUGCAGGAUCCCUGAGGAACUAGUUAACAGGUUACAGCUAAAACACAUCAUGGAGCUAGUGAAGCAGGCAGCAGAAGUGGAGAUACACCAGCCGUCAAUGUGCAGUACCUGUAUUUCUAAAAGAGCAGAACUAGCGAGAGAGAGCUUUAUUCAAAUAAAGAAGACCCAACUGGAGUCUGUAUUGCUGCAAGAGAAGCUUGAAGAAAAUAUCUACAACAGAGAUCCUAUCUGCCUGGUCGGAGAAGUACUGAAAGACCUUCCGAAACUUUCUGAUGACCACAGCAAGAUCUGGCAUGCACUGAUCAAAAAGGAGCAAGUGGCGUGAUGCUAAAGAAAGGUUACGUGUUUGAAACAAACAGCUCUUUGGCAACCAUUCCAUUCACUAUGCAUUAAAGAAUGAGAACAACAUCUAUUUUGUACUAAUUUGCACGUCAACCCUAACCCAAGACCUGCUGCCUGGUAAACAAAGAAACCAGCAAGGCUUAUUCAGGACAGUACUACAAUACUUGUAUGUGUUGCAAAGACAAUUUCUUAAACAUGUUUUUUUUUUUUUUUUUUGUGCCAAAAGUUUUGAAAGUUGUAGUUUUAUUUCCAUUGCUGUACCGUAAUGAGCUUUGUGAGCACUGUGCACAUGUCAGAGGGUUUGUUUGAGAGGUUCUGAUGCAGCUGCUUAAACUUUCAGCAGGUUAUUAGAUUAAGAACAUUGCCUUUAUAAAAGGUGCCUAAAUAUAGCUCUAAAUGGGAUGGUCUCCUAAAGUUAAUGCUGUCAUGUAAUGAAACCCAGUUAAGCUACAAAUGUAUUUAGUGUAAUUUUAAAUGGACCUUAGAUGGUGAAGCUGAGCCUAAAAGAAGUUAAUAAUGGAUUUUGAGACAGUGCAUUAAAUGCCAGUUGCCCAUAUAAUGAAAUAAUAAAGUUGGAUAAUGGCUUGUUUAUUUAACUUUAUUAAAGUAAAGUGUAUCAUCAAAAGUACCGGUAAAUACUUCAUUCUGCUGUGUGGUUCAACAAAUCAAGUUUGCUGUUAAGUGCAGAAAGGAAAUAUAUUGUGUUUGUAGCCCAAAAGAUUUACAAUAACAAAAGUGUUUUAAAUCGGUAACUUAAAAAAAAAAAUUUAAAACAAGUAAUUCGGAACCAUCCGUAGUAGAAACUGUAAAUUGAUGCCAUUAUUGAUAAAUCUUACAUUUUUCCAGUUUGUCAUUGUGACAGAGAAACUGAUUUAGUUGUGUUAUGAUCCAUGUGCAUAAAUAACGUGCCUGUCCUGUUUAAACUCAAAGGCAGAGUAAAGAGCCAGGCAGCAGCAAACUGAUUUAAAGUCAGUUAUGUAAUGAAUUAGCAUUCGCAGAGGAAUAAAUCACACAUUUAUGUUGAUAUAAAGACUAUAUCAGCUGUUAGAAAAGGCCUGUACAUUUUUAAAGGUGUGUGUUGAGGUUUUGUUAUUAGAGUAGGGUGUUUAGCUGUUGCGUAAUGAUCAUUUUAAAUGAACUGUAUGCAGAGCAUAGCCCUCCAGCUUGAUGAGGGGCUAUUGCAAGAACCAUAAUCUUUAAAAAAAAAAAAAUAAUAAUAAUAUUCUCUGUGGGGUAUGUCUUUGAGAAUGGACCUUGAAUUACUCACCAGGCAACUGCGUUUUAAUAUAAUAUCCAGUCCAUUAUUAGCCAGUAUUGUCCCUGGAGUGAACUAUUUGAUCAUUUUAAGUAUGAAAGUUCUGAGGUAAGUAAUGAUUAUUAAACUGCAUUCCAAGAGAUCACUUUUGUGAUUUGUAAUAUUUGAAUAUGCCAGAUGUUAAAAGACAGGACUUCAGUAGAACAUGUUUUAUUGCAUUGUAUUACUUUUUUUUUUUUUUUUUAAUAUAAAUUCCCUAUGAUUUUGAUUCUUGUGUAACUUACUACAGUGCAGUCUCCUGCUGCUUCACGUUCUGUUUGUUUGCUUGUUUGUUCUUGUGAAUUUGUGUCUGUAAAGAAUUCAUUAUCUCAACAAUCUAUACCAUCCUAAACCCCAGAGACCCAAUUCUAUUUUAGUCAAACAGCGCUCUGCACUCUGACAGAGGAGGAGGUACUGAAGGAUUGAAGAAACAGAACCAGCAAGCAAUUGAUUGAAUAAAAGGAUCCUAGAAAUACACUGAAAACUUAUUGCAACUUUCUUAAAUAAGACUUUAAAGGAAGACUAUAACGUUAUUGGCUGUAUUUAUAAAUACAUUUCCUGAUGACUCCAGUAAAUGAAGGUAGAACAUUUUUGUAGAUGUCAUAAUAAUGUAUCACUUUGCACAUCUUUUUUUCAGUAAAAAAAACAA
Messenger RNA from Polyodon spathula (Mississippi paddlefish), 2943 nucleotides. RefSeq lists its product as uncharacterized. The transcript has 6 exons. Lineage: Eukaryota; Metazoa; Chordata; Actinopteri; Acipenseriformes; Polyodontidae. The coding region runs from base 102 to 983 and encodes 293 amino acids. The record is from RefSeq and is a predicted model, not a curated record.